GUAAUAGAAAAAUGUCCAAUCAGCUUUUCUUUUUAAGUUUAGCUGAUAUCUUUUCCGUCUAUCCGAGUAUUUUCAAAGAAUUGGUCGCGACGCGUGAAAAUCAAACACUCAUCUAUUUACCAAGUGACGCCGAUUGGCAGGAGCGUAUGUACUACCGCCUCUUGGAGGUUCAAAAGCGUGUUAAUGAGACCAUCAAUAGUGGAGUUGAAGUUGACUAUGUUAUAGUGCCAAGAGAAACACACAACUUCAACCACUUGACCAGCGUACUCAGCUUUUCACCCACUAUUUCACCAACUGUCUCACCAAAUGGUUUGUAUCCAAAUUUAAAAAAGAAAUGCCCACAAAUUCGCGGCAAAUCAUUGAAGGACAAGAGUAAAUUUUGGAAUUUAAAAACAAUUGCGCUGGCAGCAAAUCUACUCGCGAAACCACCAAAGAAAGUCGAUUUUGAAAAUGAACACGAAAUGCGUAAGGUGUAUUCACUGAUAUAUGAUGUCUUUAGAUUCAAAGUCGUGCUUUCGAAUUCUCUAAACGAUAUUGAAUUUUAUAAGCGCUUUCCAGAGCAUAAAGAAGAUGAGAAUCGCAUUUGGUUAAUGUUUUACGAAUUACUUGGACGUAACUUCAAGCAGCGCUACUCCGAAGAAAUCGAUCUGCAAUAUAAACUAUUUCGAGAAUCAGAAGUUGAAGAGAUUGCUGAACAUUUGUGGGAAUUCCGUAAAGCUUUGGCAGCGUCCAUAUCACGUAUGCGUAUAAAGUUCAAUGCACUCAGUCUUUCCAAAUUAUUGCCGAUACAUCUGCAAAAUGAAAAAGUCGCCAAUGCAGCAUCGAAUACGAUGGUAACUGGUUGGAUAAAUCCAUUUUUAUUACGUGAUAAAACAUCAGCGGAUAAAUUUCUACUGGAAUACGGCUAUAUACUGCAGGAAAAUGAUAACGAACACGUUUUGGAUACAAAUCAUUAUCGUUGGGACAAUGUUUGUCCACUGUUUAUAUCCUGUGUGCCGCAAGAUAAGGGUGAAUUUACUAAAUCGAAACUCGUCACGCAACACUAUUUCAUCAUUCAGGACAAAGCCUUCUCUUAUGGUCCCGCCGUAAUGUCCAGGCUUCUCGAAUACUUUCAACUGAGUGGAGACAUCCUACAAACGCAUAUUUCUUCACCGCGUUCCACAGCCUAUCUCGCUUCGCUUUUUUAUUCUAUCAAUCGUGUGAAUAAUUUUUAUGUUUAUGGUGCAGGUAUUAACCUCAAGGAGUAUCGCAAAUUUAUGGAGAUCCUUGGCGUCUGUAAUAUACGCAUUUUUGCUGAGCUCUUCACCUCCUUUCCAUUAGAAUCGAAGCGUUUCGGUUAUGUCGUUGGCAUAUUUGCAAAUCCACCGAAUUCGUUCAGCGCAAUUUCCGAUCCAAUCGAUUUGAUUUGCUCCCGAGGCGGUGACUUGAGUAUGUUAGAAGUACUCACUGAAUCUGAGAUAAGCGAUGAGGGCAAACGUCGAGUAUCGCUAAUACUCGAGGAACAAUUGCUUACACUACAAAUGGCAAUGUCCAGGCCGCAAAUACAAUUUCUACUCUACCAAACACAUUCGAUUGUAUCGGCGGAAAAUCAAGAUAUGAUUGAUUAUGCUGUGAGGUUGGUAAACGAAACAUCUUUAAGGAAACAUCAAAGUGCGUUCCGUGAGAAGAAACGCCUCGAAGCACUAGCUGAAGCUGAGGCAGCUAAUAUUCCAGCAGCGGCUAUGGGUUCGCCAAGGAAACGUGCAGCCAAUACACAGGCUGAUGAAAAGGGAAAGUCAUCGUCCGCAACAGAGGCGGGUGCUGCAAGAACGGACGGACCUGCUGAACCGACUGCAGAUGCAGAUGAUAGCGAAGAGAGUGUAGUAUUGCCAGAAGCCGAUGAAUUUAUAUGCGAAACUAUACCAGACAUAUGCAUUAAUCGGGACAACUGUAUCAAACAACAUUCCAUUGGGUGUUAUCUCUCGCUAAUUAAGAGAAAGAAAGUUACACAACUAAAUGCAAAAUAUCUGAUCAAAAUGGCAGAAGCGAGAGGUCUAUUCGAUACAGCUGAAAAGAGUCCUGUGCCUAAAGCGAAAGGCAUAAAAGCACAAGAUACAAAUGUGGAGCCGGUAAUAGAGACUGAAUACUUGAACAAUCAUAGAGAGACGAAGCACAUCAAUGUGGAUCAAUUGAUAUCGCGGCUAAUGAAGGAUACGAAUUCAAGUUUAAAUCGCAUUGGAGUGUCUAAAGCGUCGAACUUAAAUCAUCCGGUAAAAUUUAAAUUCAAGAGAAGAGAAUGCACACGCUACAAGGCUACAUUGCUAAAGAUCUAUCAACUAACAAAGCAAGAAACAGGCGUGUUUCGACGAUGUUCUCUUGAUAGUUUCGAAGAAACCUGUUCGGUUGCAAUUUGCUGUGUGAAACGUAAAAAUUUAAGAAAAUAUCCAUAUCCGUUACAUAUACAAAACUUGGUAAUGUAAAUUAAAACCUUAUGUAUGGAUUUUAAUUAAACUAAGAACAUUAAUACUCCA
Molecule: messenger RNA, 2510 nt
Organism: Ceratitis capitata (Mediterranean fruit fly)
Lineage: Eukaryota; Metazoa; Arthropoda; Insecta; Diptera; Tephritidae
Exons: 9
Coding region: 12-2459 (815 amino acids)
Source: RefSeq, a predicted model, not a curated record